GUGACGGCGACGUCCAGCGUGUCCUCGCCGGGCAACCGUCCUAGAGAGCGACCCGGCUGGCUGCGGGAUGAGCGUGAUCUACCCGCUGGCGGUGCCCAGGGGCCGCCGGCUCUGCUGCGAGGUGUGCGAAGCCCCCGCCGAGAGGGUGUGCGCGGCCUGCACAGUCACUUAUUACUGUGGUGUGGUUCAUCAAAGAGCUGACUGGGGCAGCAUCCACGAGAAGAUAUGUCAGCUCCUGAUUCCGCUGCGCACUUCCAUGCCCUUCUACAACUCAGAGGACGAGCGGCAGCACGAUCUGCGGCAGCUGCAGCAGCGGCAGAAGCACUUGAUUGAAUUCUGCUACACUGUAGCCCAGAAAUAUCUCUUUGAAGGAAAGCAUGCAGAUGCUGUCCCGGCAGCUUUGCAUUCUCUGCGCUUCCGCAUGAAUGUGCACGGCCUGAGUUCAGUAGAGCUUGUGCCUGCUUACCUGCUGUUGGCCGAGGCGAGCCUUGGUCUAGGCCGGAUUGUCCAGGCUGAGGAAUAUCUAUCCCAAGCCCAGUGGACAGUCCUCAAAUCAACUGAAUGCUCCCAUGCCACCCACUCGUUACUGCAUCGGAACCUGGGACUUCUCUAUAUGGCUAAGGAAAACUAUGAGGAAGCCCGUUAUCAUCUGGCUAAUGAUAUUUAUUUUGCCAGUUGUGCAUUUGGAACAGAGGACAUCAAGACCUCAGGAGGCUACUUCCACCUGGCUAAUCUCUUCUAUGGCCUUAAAAAGUCGGACCUGGCAGACACGCUGUACACCAAGGUCUCUGAGAUCUGGGAUAAAUAUUUGGACGAUCGCUAUCAAGUUCUCUCGCAGGCUCGCAUCCAACAAAUAGAUUUACUGGGCAAACAAUUUGAGACUGACACCGGCUUGGAUGAAGCCCAGGAAGCAGAAGCCAUUCGGAUUUUGACUUCAAUCUUGAACAUUCGAGAAUCGACAUCUGACACAGCCCCCCAGAAAACUAUCUUUGUUCUGAAAACUCUGGUCAUGCUUUACCACCUGAUGAUGAAUUCUUCAAAGGCACAAGAAUAUGCCAUGAGAGCCUUCAGUCUAUCCAGAGAACAACAGCUCAGUGACCAAGAACAGAGCACCAUUCAAGAAUUACUAAGUCUCAUCUCAGCUGAAGAAACUCAUCCCGUUACUUAGUGACCCAUGAGCUCCACGUCAGGGGCUGUUCAAGGGGCUACUGAACAUCUACUAUAGCCCAGCCUCGCACAACUGCUUUGAGGUACCUGAAUCGCUGAAGUUCCCACCCUCUCCCCCUGCAACUGCACAUAUAGCUGUGUUUUUAUUCUUACAUAGCAUAUGGAGGGAAUAUAGGGCUUUAGGCAUAGAAAUCAGUAAACCUGUUAUUUAUCAUGACCUUUGCACUUGGUUUAUCGUGACUUUGCAUGACUUUGAGUAAUGUGCUGUCAGCUCACUAACAUGGUAUUUGUAAUUAAAUUGCAAAUAGUUUAUCAUAUUUCCCAGAAGUCUCCCAGUGAUGCAUAUUUCAUAGAUCUUUGCCAGAGAAGGGGGUCGGGAAUAAAGCUAUAUUGGAGCAAAGUU
Ceratotherium simum simum (southern white rhinoceros) is the source of this 1570-nucleotide messenger RNA. It is a transcript of the gene ZMYND12, whose product is annotated as zinc finger MYND-type containing 12. The record is from RefSeq and is a predicted model, not a curated record. Gene Ontology annotation, molecular function: protein binding. NCBI's taxonomy places the organism in Eukaryota, Metazoa, Chordata, Mammalia, Perissodactyla, Rhinocerotidae.